Molecule: messenger RNA, 1277 nt
Organism: Gastrolobium bilobum
Lineage: Eukaryota; Viridiplantae; Streptophyta; Magnoliopsida; Fabales; Fabaceae
Product: BEACH domain-containing protein B-like
Exons: 2
Coding region: 55-696 (213 amino acids)
Molecular function (GO): protein binding
Source: RefSeq, a predicted model, not a curated record
ACAGUUACAUCUGAUGGAAGCAUCCUUGCAACUGGAAGUUAUGACACAACAGUAAUGGUUUGGGAAGUUUUUCGUGGUAAAACCACCGAAAAGAGAAUUCACAACAGUCAGUCUGAGUUACCCCGUAAGAACUAUGUCAUAAUUGAAACUCCAUGUCAUAUCCUUUGUGGGCAUGAUGAUAUAAUAACUUGCUUAUAUGUUAGUCAUGAGCUUGAUAUCAUAAUUAGUGGAUCAAAAGAUGGAACUUGUGUAUUCCAUACCCUGCGAGAAGGUAGAUAUGUUAGAUCCAUACGACAUCCAUCAGGCAGUCCAAUAUCAAAGCUAGUUGUCUCUCAGCGUGGUCAGAUUGUGAUUUAUGCCGAUGACGAUCUUAGUUUGCACCUAUAUUCAAUUAAUGGAAAACAUCUUGCUGCUUCUGAAUCCAACGGACGCCUUAAUACUGUUCAGUUGAGCAGAUGUGGUGAGUUUUUGGUUGGUGCAGGUGAUCAGGGGCAGAUUAUUGUUCGCUCUAUGAACACCUUUGAAGUUGUUAAGAAAUAUCAUGGAGUUGGAAAGAUUAUGACAUCUCUGGCAGUAACCCCAGAAGAAUGCUUCUUGGCAGGCACAAAAGAUGGAAGCCUCCUUGUGUAUUCGAUAGAAAAUCCUCAGCUUCGGAAAACUGGCCACAACAAAAAUAUGAAAUCAAAGCUCACGUAACAGAAAAGAUGACAAUAGCAUGCAGAAGAUGUAUGGGGAAUUUUAACAUUUAGACCUGCCCUGUGAUGACUGUUCCAGGUGCACCGGCUGACUACUACAUAGUUGGGGUUAUGCUAAUAUUUCUUACAUGUUGAUCUUGUCAUAUUCUUCCCUUUGGAGUUUUGGGUGUCAUCCCCUUGAAGUGCUUGGCCUGUGGAUACUGUGAAGAUAGGAUGUGAGACCACCAGCUUUACCUGGAUAUAGAAAGCAUAUUUUUAUUUCUUUCAUACUGGAAUAGAAGAAUUGAGUGGAUUAUCAUUUACUUUUUAAACACCAUGAGACAGCAAUUAGAUUCCUGGAAUCAGUUUUCUCAUGCUAUAGAUUAUAGGGGGUAAGGACUCGGGGUUUUGUUCAUACAUGUACAUUAUAUUCGUUAAUUCUUCGUUAGGUUCUCUUGGAUUCUUGUGCACUAAAAUUGUAGCUAUGAGCUGUUGUUUUUGCGUUCCUCUGUUAACACAACUAUAAUGUACAGACAGGCUUCAAUGCCUUAUCUUACAGCAAAAGGAUAACUCUUCACCAAUGUUUGUAUCUGAUGAUGUUUC